AUGAUCUCCGUCCGAGCCGCGACGCUUGCGCUCACCGCCCUUCUCCUGGCACCCCUCGCAGCGCAAGCCGCCGAGGUAGACCAAUACUGGAACGUCGCUUGGGUCCCAGACCUCAACCUCGACGGCCUCUACACACGUCGCGUCAUUGGUGUCAAUGGCAGCUGGCCUCCUCCCAUUAUCAAUGUCAACUCGACUGAUGUAGUACGCAUUCACGUGAAUAAUGACUUUGGAGAUGGCACACCCACCACACUACACAGUCAUGGAAUGUUCUUCAACAAUACGGGAUGGUCAGAUGGAGCUACUUAUGUCACCCAAUGUCCCAUACCAGAUGGAUCGACGUACACGUACGAGAUCAUCAAUUCUCCGAGUUCACCCAAUGGAACAGAAUUGCAGUCGGGCACAUACUGGUGCCACGGACAUCUCGCUGGCCAAUACGUCGACGGCUUGAAGACAGCGAAUAUCAUCCACCCCGAGACGGAGGCACAUGCCUACGACGAAGACUACACCGUCGUGCUGACUGACUGGUACCAUGACGAGUACGCCGUCCAGAUGAAGUCGUUCCUCUCAACGACGAACCCCACCGGUGCGGAGCCAAUUCCAGACUCUGCCCUCAUGUACUUUGCCCACACUCCCAAUGUGGCAGGAGGAGCAUCUUGGCUGCCAGGCUUCAACGACAAUACUUCUAUCCCAGUCACACCUGGUAAGACGUACAGGCUGCGUAUCAUCAACAUGAGCAGUCUGGCCAUGUUCCACUUCUGGAUCGAUGGUCAUCAGAUGAGAAUCAUUGAAGCAGAUGGAGUCGACACCCAAGAGUACCCCAUCGACGAGGUGGUGGUGAGCGUCGCCCAGCGAUACUCGGUCCUUGUCACGGCCAAUGAUGAUGCCUUGGAGAAUUUCAAAAUCCACGCCAACAUGGACCCGGAAAUGUUCGACACAGUUCCUGACACACUUCAGCUCAACAUUACCUCGACUUUCGAGUACAGCACCGAUGCCAAUACGCCCGUGGCCGAAGAAGAGACGCGCGACUAUGCCAUGUUCGAUGAUACGGUCCUGGUGCCCUUCUACCCCUCAAAUGCACCCCCGGCCGACACGUUCAAGGACAUGAAUGUCUGGUUCGACACUCGCAGCAAUGGUGAGAACUAUGCCGCCUUCAACAACAUCUCCUUCAUCUUCCCACAAACCCCCAGCAUCAACACUCUCCUCUCGAUGGGAGACGUAGCUCUGUACCCUCAAGUGUACGGCCCUUCUACAAAUGCCUUCGUCUACAACCAUAUGGACAUCAUCGAAGUGACCAUCUUCAAUUGGGAUGCGGGCUUCCAUCCUUUCCACCUCCACGGCCAUCAAUUUUGGAUGGUGCACAAGGCUCUAGUAACUGAUUCGGCAGACGCAAUGGAGAACCCACCGUACGACCCUACCGCUGUGGCAACCAACCCAAUGAGGAGGGACACCGUCAUGGUCCCUGCUGGCGGGUCCGCCACGAUCCGUUUCGUAGCAGACAACCCAGGGCAGUGGCUCUUCCACUGCCACAUUCAACCGCAUCUCAGCUCUGGUCUAGCAGCCAUCUUCGUCGAAGCCCCCUCGGUAGCACAAUCGCGUCUCACCCUCCCCUCGUACGCUACAGAUGCAUGCAACGCAAUGGGAAUCUCCACCACGGGCAAUGCGGGAGGACUCAACUCUACCACUGACUUUGGGUCGCUCGCGGUGGAAGUUCCACCGCUCGUCACAGGAUGGACACCUGCGGCUGUGGGAAGCGUGGUGGGAUGCGCGAUUACUGCUGCGUUGGGGCUGCUUACUGUGCUCAUCUAUGGAUUGGGCGGGGAGAGUGGAAAGGAAGAGGAAGAAGAGGAGGAGGACAAGUAA
Microstroma glucosiphilum is the source of this 1860-nucleotide messenger RNA. RefSeq names its product putative iron transport multicopper oxidase. The coding region runs from base 1 to 1860 and encodes 619 amino acids. Lineage: Eukaryota; Fungi; Basidiomycota; Exobasidiomycetes; Microstromatales; Microstromataceae. Gene Ontology annotation, molecular function: ferroxidase activity; copper ion binding. The record is from RefSeq and is a predicted model, not a curated record. The transcript is spliced from 2 exons. Gene Ontology annotation, biological process: cellular response to iron ion starvation; reductive iron assimilation. Gene Ontology annotation, cellular component: high-affinity iron permease complex.